UCGCCGAAACUCACUCCACAACGAAGGCAACCAACAUUUAUAUGGGUGAAUUUUACAAUAAAAGGAACAAUGUGAAUGAAUCGACCCCUAGCUAGCCAAGUUAGUUGUAGAUGGCAAAAACGAUACAAGAGAUCUUUCGAAUGCAAUUGGAGAUGCGUUCUUAUUAGCUGGCCCAAUAGCAGCAAGAUAAAAAGGCCGGUGAAGAAUAAAGGGUAACAAGGAGAGAAAAAAGAAAGGGGAAAAAACUAGUAAUGUUGUUUACCAUAAGUUCAUUCGUGUUAUGGUAACAUUCAUAUCCUUGUUACUCUUCCGAGAUAUCUAUCGCAAAAGUAAAUAACCAUUAAAGUGUAGGAUUCAUAUAUAUAUAAAAAUCUAUCAAGCGAACUGACAUCGUAAAUUACUAUUAAGUCGUACAUAUCAUGAUUAGAUAUAGCACGAUUCAUACAGUUAUAUGUUUCCGUAACAUAUGUAGUUCUCAUUUAUGUACACGUGACAGUACUUAUACGCCGUAUACUAAUUACAAUAAACAUCAGAAUAACUAUCGAAGCAGUGUUUUCGGAUUCACGCUUCGUUCUAUAAAUUGAAAACAAAGUUUUUAAAUUGUUCAUCUCACUUAUUUCGAAUUCACAUACGAAUCAACUCAACGAUACACACGUUGAAGUUAUCAACCAAAUAAGUACCAAGAAGGAUAAAAAUGAGUAAGUUCUGAAUAGAAGGAGAGGGUUAAAACAAAUGGGAAAGAAGACCGACCCGAACGGAAUUACCAUAAAGAACGGCAACCCAAGAUUACGAGACUACCCCGGGGUUUCUGCCGAAUUACGGGCAGCUCUGCGUUUGGUUGUGGAAUAGGAGUCAAGCAGGCAGGAUUAGGAUUUAGGAGGAGAGGUAGCAAAUCCUCCAAUUAAUUAAUUGCUUAAUUAAAUUAAUCACACCCCAUAUUGGUGUUAUGAACCAACGAACCUUUCUUUCUUCCUUUAAUUAAUCACACCCUGAUUUAUUACGUUAAUAAUGAUUUAAUAACACUUCUUCCUAUUCUAUUGAGUAUUUUAAUUUAAAUUGAAUUUUCUCGUUUUCUUUUCCCUUCAGGUAACCGAAUCCCAAAAUAGACAAAGAGAUCCUUAACCAAGAAAAAACAAAACCCUUCUCUCUCUCUCAUCUUUAUCUUUGUUCUUUCUCGUCGACAGCUACAAAUAUAUUUCUCCGUUCGCCAUUCCUCUUUCCUUCCCAAUGCUCUCUCUCACUACUCUGUUUCUCUCUCUACCACCAAACCAUUCAUAAACCUCUCCUCUCUUCUCUCCCACCACCAUUGCCAUUCAUCAGUUCCCCCCUUCACCGAUUUUGCAUGCCGCAACUGCUCAACUCGCAUUGAUUCACUCCCUCUCUCUGUAUCUCUAAUCUCCACCGCGCUCUCCUUCUUCUUCUUCUCUCUGUAAUGGCGGUCGAGGCCAGGCAUCUCAAUCUCUUCCCUCCCCAGCUCCUCGGCACCAGCCGGGAGAUAAUGAAUUCGAUCGAGGUGAAUAAUAACCUGUACGCCAACCAGGUCGGGUUCGGCGUGCCGUUGUCCGGCACCACGACGGCGACGACGACGGAUGCUCUGCUUCCGAUGUACAGCUCGGUGAUGGCCGACUCGAAUAAUAAUUUCCUUCUACCUUACCAACAGCAUCAGAAGAUGGCGACGGCGAUCAAGUCGGAGGUCAGUGGCCUGUCGACGUUCAACAACAACAACAUCAGUCAGAUUCCGGCCUCGAGGAAGCGGCCGAGGGAUUGUAUGAACGGAAACGGAAAUCCUCUGUUCUCGUCGUAUCAAACGCCUCUUCAGUCGAACAACAAUAACAAAUCCACUGGCGGUGGCGGGAUUAGCGGUGCUCCUUUCUCGUUUCUCGGACACGAUUUCUCCCUCCAGAUCCAGCAGCAGCAACUCGACGUCGACCGCCUGAUUUCUCACCAUAUGGAGAAAGUGAGGGCGGAAUUUGAAGACAAGAGGAAAAGGCAAGCGAGGAGGAUAAUCCAAGUAAUCGAGGAAGGAAUGCUGAAGCGGCUCAGGGCCAAAGAGGACGAGAUCGACAAGAUUGGAAAACUGAAUUGGGCUCUGGAAGAGAAAGUGAAGUCGCUCUGCAUCGAGAACCAAAUCUGGCGAGAUUUGGCGCAGAGCAACGAGGCCACGGCCAACGCCCUCCGCUCGAAUCUCGAACAAGUCCUCGCCGUGAAAGAAGACCAGCAGCGGUACCACCAUCAGUCGAUGGAAGACGCCGCGGCGCUGAUGGACGACGCCCAGUCCUGCUGCGGCAGCAACGACGAUUUCGAGAACCGGUUCGUCGGCCGGAGGGAUAACGAGGACGAGGCUCCGGAGAGCAGUAACAGCAGCAGAAUGUGCCGGAAUUGCGGGAAGGCAGAGUCGUGCGUGUUGCUCCUGCCGUGCCGGCAUUUGUGCUUGUGCAGUGCCUGUGAGUCCAGCCUCCAUUCUUGCCCCAUCUGUAAAUCCACCAAGAACGCCAGCUUCCAUGUUAACAUGUCGUGAGAGAGAAACUCUCCUCCGCCGGCGAACAAAAAAGACAAAAAAAAAAAAAAAAAACAGUUCAAAAGAGAUAAGAAAUUCAGGCGAAUUCUAGAAAGAAAAAAUUGUUUAUUCCAUCUAUUAUUUCUCCUUGAUCUCAUCUAUUUCUCGCCUGCUUAGAUAUUAAUCUAACCUUCUUUUUUUUUUUACUGGAAAUAUAUCAUUUAAUUUUUUGAUGAUACGAUACGAUUUUUACCCUCCCUUGUGUCCGUUAGAGUUUAGGAGCUGAUUUGUUAGUGAGUGAAAGUAGAGUGGCCAUUUUGGAUAAAUAUCCUCUGAUUUUCGAGGGAACGUACGUAAGAGGGAAAAAAAGAAAACAAAGGACGUGGGCCCCGGAAAGGAAGGGGGGUACAGGUACGGGCGUGAAGUGAGUGGGGCCCAGGCAUCUAACCGACAGAUGGACCGAACAGAAGAGGGAACAGCGCGGGAGGUGGAGCGUGGGGAGUACGCUCGCGUGGAGUCAACGAGAAGGUGGUGUGUGUGGGGGGAAAGGAACAGGUGUGAGGCAAAAGCUGACACGUAGGACGCGCGCAAAUGUCGCUGUUGUUCUGCAGUUGGCUCAGUAAGUGGCGCCAAAAAAAUAAAUAUAACCGAUUGGAGAAGACUGACGACCACCACUAUUUUUUCCCCUCCCUCUCUCUCUCUCCCGUGCGCACAUUACUGUUUGCUUUUUAGUUUUUAACAUGGGAAACCGUAACACAAAGUCACAAACAGUCUUUGAUUUGAUAGAGUUUCGUUACAUAUAGUCCUAUUUCUUAUUAAGUCGUGUGACGAAUACAAGAUUGUUGCCUGAACUACGAGAUUUUACGUGAUUUACUCAAUCGAAUGCAACUACGAAUACGAUGGAGGAGUAAAUGUCGAGUUUCGAUACAUUCGAGACUAACCCGUUUGUCGAGGAUGGUUAAUUUACGUGAAUGAGGGAGAGAGAGAGAGAGGAAAAGGACAGAGGAGGAGGGGGUGAUGGGUGGUUGGAAGGAGCCCCGCAAAAGAGGCAAAGAAAAGGUGCCAAAAGGCGAAACAAGAAGCCCAGCUCUGCUUUGCCUGCCUGACUGACACCCUCUGCUUGCCCGUUGCGUUGAUUUUGCGUUUGCUUAGGCUGUUUUCUUUUUUGUGUCCACCAGCGUAUCUUGUGCAUCAUGCUUUGGCUUUAUUAUUCCAACCAAAGGCUAGCGAGCACGACGUCGUUGUCGUCAUUUCCUUUUCCUCUCAUGGUUUUUUCUUUGGUUCUAUUCUCUUGUGAAGCAACGCUCCUUCCGUUUCGAAUAUGGUAAUGGGAUGUUUGGUUUUUUCUCCUAUCGAGGAUGGUGAUGCGAUGACGACAUUGCAGAUAUCUUCAACGGGAGUGGGAGGAUAGGAAGGAUGGAUGGAUGGAUGGUGGGUCGAGAGUGAUGUGGGGGUGAGUUAAGUAGAUAUAUAUAUAUAUAUAUAUGUUGUGGUUGGUUUCAGACAUGGUGAAUCGCGGUAUAAAGAUUAUCCUUUAAAAGCACUAUACAAAAAUAUCAGGAUUAUACAACCAAAUCGAAUGGAAUUGGAACAAGGAAAAUUACUCAACGGCAACGUACCGCGUUGCUGUCGAAUUAAAUCAUUGUUUCACUUAUUGUUAGAUUGCAAAAUCUAUUAAACGGUUUCAAUCUUAACCCGAUGGGUUCUUGUACUAAAUUCAUGUUUGAACAUGGUAAUCCAUGAGUAAUUGAACAUUAAUGUAUCACAAGAACAUAUUGGCCUAGUAAUGAUCUUGGAUUCGUUCUCAAUUAGAAUUGCAAUAAUGAUGGUUUUUGUGACUUGUGAAGGAGGCUGCGUCGUAGCUAGGUUAGGGUUAAUGUUAGCUUCCUUUUUCCUCUCCUCUUACGUCGCUGUCUCUCUAUAGUGGCUACUGACUACUAUAUAAGAAACAGAAGCCACCAUAAAUAUACAAUUGCCUACCACAAUUGAUUUCUUCCUUCGACCCAAUUAUUCAAUUAAAAUUAUUUAAAAACAAAAGGAAAGAAAAUGGAUUAUAUGAUUUAAAUUAAUUACCUGCCCAGAAUUGGCAAAAAAAAAAAAGAAAAUGGUGGAAUUAUGGGGUUGGUGUUUGCUGACAAAGGGAGGAGGGGCCGCUCUCUGUCCAAUUUAAUUAAAACACACAGAUGUAACUCAUGGGUGGUGGGUUGGUGUCUGCUGCUGCCAUCAGACUCUGUUUCAUGCGCGCUUCAUUAUUGCCCUUUUGACGAUCCUUUUUUUUUUCAUGGCCACGGUAAGACUGUAGAUUCAUUGACUAAGAGUGAUUAAUUUACAUUGAUUGAAGGAUUUUAAUUACCCUUGAUGAUGUUAUUUCUUUAAUAUUAUUAUUGUUCCUAAUUAUGUUUUGUGUUUUUGUAUUGCUUUGCACGGCCCUCCACCCCUUCCUUAAUCAAGUAGUCAAAAAAGGCCUUCCAUUUGUUAUUUACGGUGAUGAUGAAAUUGAUCUCAAAUGGUUAUUAGGGUUAAUUAAUGGUGGCAAUUCUCCAAGCGUGUUGCCUAAAGUGGUAAAAUGGGAGGUGCGAUUAAUUUAAUACAACCCCUUCGCUGUAAAAUAUGGAAAGAGAUAACAACACGAAACUUUAAUAUCUUAAGUUUGUUAUUAUUUUAUUAAUGAGAAAAGGAGGAGAUAUUAACACCGGAAAAAAAAAAACCCUGAAGUUACGGUGUAACUGAAGAUGCUCUUCCCGUUGUACACGUGACGAUGAGCACGUGUCAGGCCCGUUAUAAAGUCAAUAGCAGGGAGGGCAGGGCAUCCAUCCAUGCAGCCCUAAUUGUUGUAAGUAAGGUCAGAAAAAACUUGAAACUCGGAAACUCUCUUGGCGUAUAUGAAUGGCGUUUGGAUUUGGAUGGGACGAAACAAAGAGGAAACUGGGGGGACGAGUGACCUUCCCGUAGGUCAGUGUGGUCCCUUAACACAAAGGAACCGUCAACCCUCAAAUGGUGAAAGAUCAUCAAGACGCUUUGAUUCACAAGAGGCAUGCUUUGAUUUGAUGAGUCCCUUGCUCUCAUCAUGUUAAUUAAUGUCAUUCCUUGUGUAGAAUUCUAAAUAUCUCGCCUCACUCUCGUAACUCUUUCGUUUUAAGCUGUAAUAGUCUUUCGAGAAAAGUAUACGGAAACUAACUUCAAAUACGUGGUUGUAUGUUUCCCAACAAAUCAUAAUAUCUGGUCCGCCUUCUAGAUAAUUGAAAAGGAUUGUUUCUUUCUUCUAUGAACUAGAGAGUGAUGGAUGCAUUUGAUAAAAGAAAAAGGUAGUUGAUUUGUGGGGCUAGGUAGUGGAGGAGGUCGCCAGAACAAUGAGGAUUGAUAUGAUUGAAUUCCAACCCAUCUCCAUGUUGGUUGGCGUUGAAGGUUAGUUAGCUAGGGUUAGACGCCUCCUAGCUCCUCUCUUUUUCACAAGGUACACAACACAAGAAGUAAUAGUACUCAUUAAAGACCUCGAAGAAAGUAGGUCGGAUCAAAGGAAGGCGAUUGAUUAGACAAUUUUUGCUCCUACACCCUCUCACCCCAGGACCAUUCACAAGCUCCCGUUCUGAUCCUCGCCCACCGACUGAAAUACAUAGCUUGUCUGUCUGUACGAACUUCAAACUAGGAGGAUUAUAGAGAUAACGAUAAAUCCGGUUUUUUUUAUCUAUAACAACGUGUCAAGAAAAAAGGACACAUAGUUCGCUAAGAAUCAUGGUGUGAUGGGUCAGUCAGCACGUUCACAUGAUGCGCACAAAGAGUUGGAUCAAUUGAUUUGUUACAUCAGAAAACAAGGAAGGAAGAAGGAAAGAGAGAAAGGGAAGUCGUGUUAUUUGAGGCUCUACUCUACGUGAGAUGAUGAGAUGCAAACUAAACUAACUUGUCAUCUUCUUCCUUUGAAUGAAUGGGGGAGAUUUCUUUUUUUGUUUUUUUGUUUUUGUAGAAAAUGGGGGAGAUUUCAUUAACUAUAUAAUAAUACAAAUACUUAAUCCUUUUGUUUGUUUUUAUUUGCGUGAAUGCAUGCACUGAAUUUUCCCCCUCCUUUGAUUCAUGAAUUUGGGAACUUGUGAUUUUUUCCCCCUCUUCCCUUUUGGCCUUUCUAGUUACCAAGUGUCACGUUAUCCAUCGUUUACACCUCCUUGCAUUUUUCAAAUUCUAUCCUUUUUCUAGACCAUCUAAUCUGGCUGCUCGAUUGAGUUACACGCUUCUACUUUUACUUUCUCAAUAUUAAGAUUUGCUACGAUCAGAUAAUUGUAAUGUAUGUGUAGGAAGCAGAUGUAUGCAUCAUAUAGUGACUUAAUCUUUUCUCAUGUUGCUCAUAUAUUGCAUCAUGUCGUUCAAUAACUAAAACGACCUAUAAUUGUGCGAUCAUUCGAUCAAGCUAAGAGGUCUAACAAUUACAGACUUAAAUAUGUUCUAAUCGGCCAAGGAGUGGGGUUGCUUUCUUUUUCUUGUGGGUGGAUAUGUUCUCCAUACUUUGAUGAAUCGCCAAACCAAACGAGAGCAAAAAGAUAAAGACAAAACCGUUUCACAAAAGGGGAAGAGAAAGAGAGGGCCAAGGUGAAGGUGGGGAAAAGGUAGGACAAAAUGGCUUAGCAAUAGCUAUAUUAGUAAUCGUUACUCUCAAGGCAUAUAAUGUUUAUUUAUUCAGUAUUACCACCUUUUUUCAUGCAAACAAACAAAAGAGUAAAUUAAACGAAUGGUGGUGUGAGAGGUUUUGUGUAAUUAAAACUUUGCUUAAGCUUUCCAUGGGGAAGAAAAGAUAUCCCAUUAGUUGGAUUCGCUUUCCCUCUUAGUGGUUACAAUUAUAAUUAAGGCUGCAUUUGGAUAAACACAAAUUCAGCUAACAAACAGACAAAAUCGGACAUCACUGGCUAUAUAGCUAGUAGUUAAACAUGAUAAUUAACACCCCCACCCCACCAAACCCAACUUAUUGGAUUUCUUGUUAUCGAAAGAAACCUAAUUCAUCAACUUACUUAAUUACUCACCACUUGGUUGUAUUUGUAUAAUUUCUAUAGUACUCAAAAGAAUUAGGUACGUUAGAUUAGUCGUUGUUAUUAACUGCCAUCUUUUAAUAUAUAUUAGGUCUUAUUGUAUCACUAUUUUAACGAUAUCGUCUAUGAUGGGUUACGAUCAUGAACUAGUUUGAACUACUAGAGAUAAGAAAUAUGAAUGUAGAAAUCUAUGGUAUGAUAUAUCAUAUAUCUAAACGUCGUUGUAAAAAUAAGUAUUUGUUUUUAAUAUAAUAUUCAAUUAUGG
Linum trigynum is the source of this 7774-nucleotide messenger RNA. NCBI's taxonomy places the organism in Eukaryota, Viridiplantae, Streptophyta, Magnoliopsida, Malpighiales, Linaceae. The record is from the annotation of a GenBank genome assembly.